This is a messenger RNA of Phalaenopsis equestris, 500 nucleotides long. RefSeq lists its product as uncharacterized. The transcript has a single exon. The coding region runs from base 54 to 389 and encodes 111 amino acids. NCBI's taxonomy places the organism in Eukaryota, Viridiplantae, Streptophyta, Magnoliopsida, Asparagales, Orchidaceae. The record is from RefSeq and is a predicted model, not a curated record.
CAACCUGAUCCCUUAAUCCAAAACCCUAACUCUAGCGCAAUUCCGCAUUGGAAAUGGAAUCCCGCCACCAAAACAUUGAACCGUCUUCUUCUCGAUCGCCGCGUCAUAAACCCUGGCCGAUAAUUAGGCUUCCUUGCUGCAUUAGCGUCGCCGUUUGCGAAGAGCCACCGGAAACGGAGCCGCCGACGAUCCGAUCGCCGCCUCCUUGUAUCCGGACAAGAUUUACAGAGUCCCCUGAGAUCAAGGAUUGUUGCCAGAUGCUGAUCGGAAAAUCUCCUCGCCGCCAUUGCGGAGAGUUUAGGUACGAUCCUGUUAGCUACGCUCUUAACUUCGAUAAUGGGGGUGAUGGAUUGAAUGCAGAGGAGUCUCGGCUACAAAACAACUCUUGACUCCCGGCAUUGUUGCCGGACCUUGUGUUGUGCAGUGCUGCCCUGUUAUAGGGGUUUCCUGUUAUAGAAGAUACAAAACCAUGCCUCUAAUGUAAGAUAUAAAAUAUAGUU